UAACGCCAAAGGGCCUGCCGCAGCUUCAGUGUGUGUGUGUGUGUCUCAGUGUAAAGUCAGUUAGCCUGAGGUUAGCCUGUGACCUGCUAACUGCUCAACAGCACGUUAACUGAGUGGAUGCUGUAGAUUUCUGUUUUCAUAAACGUCUGGUGGAGAUAUGAACCUCUCUAAGGUCCAGGUCUUACUGGCAUGGAUCCUCGUUGUACUUGCUGGUCCAGUUUCCUGCUCAGAGGAUGAGACCCGUCUGGUGAAAACCCUGUUUACUGGUUACAACAAGGUGGUUCGUCCCGUGGACCACUUCAGUGAAGCCGUAGAGGUCACUGUGGGACUGCAGCUAAUACAGCUCAUCAGUGUGGAUGAAGUGAACCAGAUUGUGACCAGCAAUGUCCGUCUCAAACAGUCGUGGGUGGAUGUGAACCUGAAGUGGAAUCCAGAUGAGUACGGAGGCAUCAGGAAGAUCAGAGUCCCUUCAACUGACAUCUGGAAACCUGACCUGGUGCUAUACAACAAUGCUGAUGGUGACUUCGCCAUCAUCCAUGAAACCAAAGUCCUGCUGGAGCACACUGGGAAGAUAACAUGGAACCCUCCAGCCAUCUUUAAGAGUUACUGUGAGAUUAUCGUCCUCCAUUUCCCGUUUGACCUGCAGAACUGUAGCAUGAAACUAGGGACAUGGACAUAUGAUGGACUGCUGGUCGUCAUCAACCCAGACAACGACCGUCCUGACCUCAGUAACUUCAUGGAGUCAGGUGAAUGGGUGCUUAAGGACUACAGGGGCUGGAAACACUGGGUUUACUACACCUGCUGUCCCGACACGCCCUACCUUGACAUCACCUACCAUUUCCUGAUGCUGCGGCUGCCUCUCUAUUUCAUCGUCAACGUCAUCAUUCCCUGCAUGCUCUUCUCGUUUCUUACUGGACUGGUCUUCUACCUGCCCACUGACUCCGGUGAAAAGAUGACUCUCUCCAUCUCCGUCCUGCUGUCUCUCACUGUCUUCCUGCUGGUUAUUGUGGAGCUGAUCCCCUCCACCUCCAGCGCCGUCCCCCUCAUAGGGAAAUACAUGCUCUUCACCAUGGUGUUUGUCAUCGCCUCCAUCAUCAUCACCGUCAUCAUUAUCAACACGCAUCACCGCUCGCCCAGCACACACACCAUGCCCGGCUGGAUCCGCAAGGUCUUCAUAGAAACCAUUCCCAACAUGAUGUUCUUCUCAACAAUGAAGCGUCCCAGUCAGGAGAUCCGCCAGAAGACGUUGUUCCCCACUGACAUGGACAUCUCGGACAUCUCAGGUAACCCCACCCCCACCAAUGUCACCUACCAGUCUCCCAUCACUAAAAACCCUGAUGUUCGCAGCGCCAUUGAAGGGGUGAAGUACAUCGCUGAGACCAUGAAGUCAGACGAGGAGUCAAACAACGCAGCAGAGGAGUGGAAGUUCGUUGCCAUGGUUUUGGACCACAUCCUGCUCUGCGUGUUCAUGGCCGUGUGCAUCAUCGGGACGCUCGCCGUCUUUGCUGGGAGACUCAUCGAGCUCAACAUGCUGUAGAGGCCUGACCCAUGAAGGAGGAUGUGUGUUGUCACAGCAGAGGUCACCACUGGAGAAUCAUUUCUCUCUCUCUCUCUCUCUCUCUCUCUCACACACACACACACACACACACACAGUUUGAGUCACUUUCCAAUGUGCACGUUUGUGUAUUUACUGAAAUCGAGGAGACUGCAGUUCAAGGCAAAUCCUGGCAUCUUAAAGGCACGAGUCUCGUGAUCUAGAUGGGUCAUACUUGAAGCUUUUCUUGCCUUUUGUUUUCGUUGUUUUUCUGCUUGCUGCGAUGCACUCUGGUGGAGUGUAUGUUAUUACUGUAAUGUUAAAUCCGUAACAGUAAUAACUGAUGUGUUUUGUCUUGUUUUUGGCAGCUUGAUUUGAGGUUUAAGUCGGAGGAUUUUCUCACACCUUUAACAUGAGAGUUUUCACGUCCACUGUGCUGAGGAUCGACUGGGAAUGGAUGCUAAUAUCAUUAGCACAUACAGCCCUGAUUCCAGAAAAGUUGGGACGCUGUGUGACAUAAAUAAAAACCGGAUGCAAUGAUUUGUAAAUCCUUUUUUUCCUAUAUUCAACUGAAUACAGUACAAAGACAAGAUAUUUAAUGUUCAAACUGACACACACAGUCUGAAUUUGACGCCUGCAACACUUUGUUGUCCUAACUUUUUUUUGGAAUAUGUUGCAGGCAUCAAAUUCAGAAUGAGUGUAUAUUUACAAAAAAAAACUGGCAAUACGUCACAGAGGAUAUGCAAAUUGUGGGUUUCCUCCCACAGUCCAAAGACAAAUCCAUUCUGUAGUCAUUUAUAUUUUACACAGCGUCCCAACACUUUCGGAAUCCGAGUUGUACUUGUACUGUCUAUUAACACUUUGAGUGCACUAAAAGAAAUGAACUCCGUGUCCAUCCUAUCACUGUAGGUCAGAGGAGGCUUCAGUUUAGAAUGAGUAUCUUCGAUUGUAUUUCAGUCCAACUUUAUUGCCAGUUGUACAGACAGCGUCUGGUUGACGGUCUUGGAGUGCAGGCGAGACGUUUUCCUGCCUGGAAGUUUUAUUGUUCUGUUUUGCCCGACACUCACUUGACUUCUAAACGUCUCAUUUAUAUUUAUGGGUUAUGGCUGUGAGUUGUGUAAAUAUUCAUGAGUUAGUGGAAAGGUUUGCUUUGUCACUGACGCAUGUGAAGUCCUCUUAACUCUGUUGUACAGUUUGUUAGGGGCUCAGUUGUUUUGAAUACUAUUUUUCGAUGAAUUAUGUGAUAAAUGAUUUUCAUCCAUGUCUUUGUCAGAUUUUCACAUUUUUCCAAACAGAGCAGUUUAAGGUAGAGUUACUGAUAAAUGUACAGCCAACAAAGGCAUGGAGUCUGUCGAUUAAGUCAUAAUACCUGACAUCAUGAUGAUUUGGAUAAAUAUGGUCAAAGAAUUCUCAUUUAGGGAACAUAGACUUAAAGCUGAUAAUAAUUGUGUGGUUUGGGUCCAGUGUGUAGGAUUUAGGGGCAUCUGUCAGCAGAAAUGGUUUAUAAUACUCAGAAAUGUUCUCAAAUAAGAAUUGUUGUGUUUACAAUGAGACAUUUUUAUCCACAUGGGCAGGGGGUCCUCUCCCACGGAGGCCCACUGUUGUUGUUUCUACAGUAGCCUAGAAGGGACUAAUCAAGUACCGGCUCUAGGCAGGGCCAUUGGCAUGUUUGCAUUGGUCACCAAAGUUCUCCCAGGAGAAGUUUCCUCACUGCUAGAUGCAACUAAAUCCGACACACUGAACCUUUAAUUGUGUUGUAGCAAAGGCAGAUUGUUGAGCAACGUCACAGCUGCAGUGUUGCUGCCUGUGUUCACAGAAACUGACUGAAGGCAACUUGAUUUAUUUUGCAGCUGUGAUUCCUUUUAAACAUUUAUCCAUUUAGUUUGGUUUAAGACAGUAAAGUUCUGCUGUCAUAUUUCUCUGAUCAUUUAUUGUUUUUUUUUAUAUUUGCAGUUGUGGAGAUGUGAAAUAGAGUGAAAAAUAAAAGUCAUAAUUUGUUUAUUUUA
This is a messenger RNA of Epinephelus fuscoguttatus (brown-marbled grouper), 3540 nucleotides long. It is a transcript of the gene chrna1, whose product is annotated as cholinergic receptor, nicotinic, alpha 1 (muscle). Gene Ontology annotation, cellular component: postsynaptic membrane; synapse; neuron projection. The transcript is spliced from 10 exons. The record is from RefSeq and is a predicted model, not a curated record. Gene Ontology annotation, molecular function: acetylcholine-gated monoatomic cation-selective channel activity; transmembrane signaling receptor activity. Gene Ontology annotation, biological process: monoatomic ion transmembrane transport; nervous system process; chemical synaptic transmission. The coding region runs from base 158 to 1537 and encodes 459 amino acids. NCBI's taxonomy places the organism in Eukaryota, Metazoa, Chordata, Actinopteri, Perciformes, Serranidae.